Messenger RNA from Fusarium poae, 318 nucleotides. RefSeq lists its product as uncharacterized. Lineage: Eukaryota; Fungi; Ascomycota; Sordariomycetes; Hypocreales; Nectriaceae. The record is from RefSeq and is a predicted model, not a curated record. The coding region runs from base 1 to 318 and encodes 105 amino acids. The transcript is spliced from 3 exons.
AUGAAACACUUCAACUUCUUCGAGGGCACCUCAACGGGCUGCGAUACCAUCAUUCGGAUGCUCAACGAAGAUGACAAAGAGCUGAAAGACGAAAUGACCAAAAACUGGCGGAACCACAAGCUUGAAGAGCUCAACUUUGUAGGAACACUUGGAGCCCUUCUUGCAAGCUGCCUCAGCUCAACAAGUUCAUGGCCAGACGUACUUCCAAACGGAAAGUCCAAACCAUGGCUAGUACGGGGACUUCUAUACAGUGGCCUAGUGCUCGCCCUCUUUUCAGUCGUCACUGCUGGGGUCCAGAGGCGCUCUAUCGAAGAGUAA